Messenger RNA from Armigeres subalbatus, 2791 nucleotides. RefSeq lists its product as uncharacterized. The transcript is spliced from 6 exons. The record is from RefSeq and is a predicted model, not a curated record. NCBI's taxonomy places the organism in Eukaryota, Metazoa, Arthropoda, Insecta, Diptera, Culicidae. Gene Ontology annotation, cellular component: cytoplasm. Bases 721 to 2325 code for a protein of 534 amino acids.
CCCACACUAUCAAAGUAGCGGAAAAUUUCAAUGCAAGAAAAACGAAAACAGCCAUCAUCUUAUGCAAAGAAAAAUCCGAUUUUACGUUUAGUCAGCCAGCAAAGCCAGAGAGGUUUAGUUUAGAGAAAGGUCUAGUGCAGUGGGAGCAGUAGCCGCCGAUAUCGCCUUUAUUGGGAUCAAAAGUGGAAAUAGGAAUCCACAAAAGGAAUUUCGUCCCAUCCCGUCACCGUGCAAAGCGCAAAGUGUUGAUUUUCCGGUUCAUUUGUUGGGAAAUAAUCCGGCCGUAUCCGCGAGUGCGUCUCUUCGUAGUGAUUGGUCAUCGAAAUUUGUGCGGAAUUUGCGUGAAUCGAAACGCCCUCAGGUUUAUAUGCCAUAUCAUGUGGCAAAACUAGGAAGAGAAGGAAGCAAUCAGCAGAAAGCGUAUAAGUUGUGUGACUUGUGCUAAUCAUAUCUACAAUAGUAUUCAGCUAGGGUGUGGAAAGCAGGAAAAAGAUUGCCUGCUGCCGAAAUUGUUGAGCGACUGAGCGGAGAAGCCUGACUUACCUACGACGUCCGAUUUAAGAAAGUGAUUUAAGAAAAAAGAGAGUGAAGAGCAGCCCAGCAAAGCGAGAAGCAAAGGAAAUAUUUCUGAACCAAGCGGAGCAGAAAAUCAGAAGCAGUUCCGUUCAAUUCCGAGCGCGCCGAAAGUCGACUAAGACGACAACGACGAAGUGGUUCAAAAUGGUUAUCAAAGUGUAUAUCAGUGGAAUGUCCGGCAGCAAGGAGGUGAAAAAGCGCCAGCAGCGAGUUUCGAUGAUCCUGGACAGCAAACACAUCUCCUACACGAUCGUCGACAUCACCGAGCCCGGCCAGGAAGCGGAAAAGGACUUUAUGCAGAAAAACUCAGAGCACAACGGAGCGACGAUCAGUGACCAAAACCCGCGCCAUCCGCUGCCCCCGCAGAUGUUCAACGAUGCGGAGUACUGCGGGGACUACGACGACUUCGACCUGGCAAACGAGGUGGACAACCUGGAAGUGUUCCUCAAGAUCGAAGCCCCGAAACCGGCCAGCGAGGUGAGCGAAGCACAGCAAAAGAAUGGCACUGGAGAUGCCGAACAGGACCAGGUGACAGCGGCGACGGCGGAGGCGUCCGCGGAAGACGACGAUAACAAAGAAAAUAAGACUGAAGAGGGAGCGAACGAGCACACCAACACUACAACACCUGAACAGAAGACUAACGAUGAAACCAUAGCUAACGAAGAGCUAGAUGAUGUUGGAAAACAGCAGGAUAGCGAAACUGGCGUUGAUGCAGAGAAGACGCGAGAAACGGAGGAUAACCAUAACUCGGAUCUCUCGGUUACGGCGGAAGAGACUGCUGAUACUAGUUGCAGCGAUCAAGCAGUACCCGUUGACAAAAACGAAGAAGAAGACGAGGGAGACUCCCGAGAGAUAAACAAAGAAGUUAUGAUGGUUGAUGAGGAGCUACCAGUUCAGAAAUUUGAUGAAUCCGUGCUAUCGCAACCAAUCGAAGAGAUUGAACAGGUCGAGAUUACUCCUGAAGUUGAAAAAUUCGGAGAAGAGAAUGAUCCUUCUCACCAAGAAAUUUCACAAGAAGGUACUUGUGAUGAUCAAGAACAGACUGACAAUCAAAUAACAAAACAAACAAAUAACGAAAAUGAACAAAUGCCAACAGCAAUAAGUACUGGUUCUAGAGAGAGGUCUGAAGAGCCGAUGAUUAUUGACGAAGACAUUAGAAAGUCGGAGGAAGUGAAUAAUGAAAUCAUGCAUAACAUCAAAGAAGAUACGGUGGUCAAACCAGAAGAGGAAAUCAUUGAAACUGAACAGCCAUCAUACGAAGGUGAAGAAGCGUCGAAAGAUGAAGCAACAGAACCACAAGUGAAAGUGGAAAGCGCCAAAGAUCCUCCACCGGAGAACGACGAAAUUGAAAACAAUACACCAGAGUUUGAAGUUGGUGACGACGAAGAGGAAGAGGAAGACGAUAGUGACAGCGACGAGCCUGUAUCGGUGAUGGAGGUAACCAAAGAAACUAAAGAAGAUGAAACGGAAUCGCAAGCAGUUGUCCCUCUAGCAGGGGAUGAUACGGAUUACGAAACAAUCGCUGCAAAGGAAAUUUCAAGUGAUAUUCACCAUGACGACGACGAUGUGGCCGAGCAGAGGGAACUCCUGGAGACGGUAGAUGCAAUGGGAGAACGAGAGGACGCCGAUGAGAACGUUGACCAGCAGACCACCGAGGAGGACGUGGAAAUUGCUGAUGAGGAUGAUGUUUCCGGAAAACUAGGGGACACCGACGAACAUAUGUCAGUGGAACAAGAACAGGAGGAAUAAAACUUUUCCAAUAAAAUGACGUCAUCCAAAAUCUCGUAUCGGUUCAAUCUCCAUUUUUCUAAGAUAAUGGGUAAUAAACUGUUCAAGAAAUCUAGUUUGACCAUCAUUAACUUUAUUUGACGAAUAAAUAUAUUAAUACAUAACUAAUUUCGCAUUCAGAUCCUCUCAUCACCAUUAGGUCAAUACCUUAUAAGAAAAACAUAGAUUAAGUGGAGCAUUGAUAAGACCUAAUUAAAAUAAAGUUUUUCAAUAGAAAAGGUUCUAGUUCUACGUUUUAUGAGACCCUCUCUGGUUGGCUAAUGGAAUAAAUGAUGUACAAGCUUCGAAAAAAAGCGAACGAAGCGGCUGACUCACCACUCUACAUAUUUAGGUUUUAAAUGCUGAAACGAUAAUUUUCGUAAAUCUGUCAAUUUUUUUACAACGUAGGGAACUGGCCAAACACAAAUUGAAUUAUUUUAUUCUGGUG